Messenger RNA from Somion occarium, 3243 nucleotides. NCBI's taxonomy places the organism in Eukaryota, Fungi, Basidiomycota, Agaricomycetes, Polyporales, Cerrenaceae. The record is from the annotation of a GenBank genome assembly.
AUACUAGCGCCCAUAACUCAGCGCACAUCAGUGUCGAACUGAACAUUGACUACAACAUAGACAGUACUAGGACUCUUUCCAAGACCCCCUUUUCUGAUUUCUUGGUGCUGGGCCCAGAUAUUUAAAAGAGACACGGAGGACCUUCAAUACACAUUCACAUGGACUCCAUAUUCUCGCAACUCAAUGUUGCCCUCCGAGGGCCAACGGGUACACCGCAGUCGCCCACGGAGACCAUAACUCGACUAAGCGACAGACUUGCUCAAGCAACUCAAAUCGGAGACAGGAGGUCAACGGUUCUCACUCUCAAGGGCCUUUCAAGAGACUGGAAAGCAGAAGUCGGAGAACGCGCUCUUCCAGGCCUCGUUGAUGUUCUAUUGAACGACGCUGAAUUAGACGAGGAGAUCGGAAAGGCGGUUUUGGAUACAUUGUAUGUCUUGUGCAAUGUGAAUGAAGAGGCUGAGUCAGGUCGCGGUCAAUUGCACACCCAUAUACCACCGCAAGUAAACAAAGAACUUGGCUUCAAGCACACGGAUGCAUUGCUUGCGGACGAGAGAGUUACGCACAAGCUUUUUGCUUUACUAGCACACCAAUCAUUCUAUCUGCGUCUUGGAGUCCUCGAGUUACUCCUCAUUCUGUUACACAACCGACGCCAGGUGGUACAGGGCUAUUUCUUGAAGGCUCCCGUAGGAGCGACUUCUGUUAUUGCUGUUCUGGAAGAGCAGCGUGAUCGACUGCGAGAUGAGGCUCUUAUCAUGUUCCAAACAUUGGUUCAUCAAAGUCCGGAUAUCCAGAAAGUCCUUGCAUUUGAAGGAGCUUUCGAGAGGCUGUUCGGUAUCGUCAGAGCGGAGGGUGGAUUGGAGGGUGGGCAUGUUGUGCAUGAUGCCUUGGCAUGCGUGGAUGCUUUGUUGCGGUUCAACAGUUCCAAUCAGAGCUACUUUCGAGAGACGAUGCUUCCACCGAUGCUUCCGGCGCUUCUUCUCUUUCCGCCCUCACUGAAAGUGAGCGAAGAGGUCCCUCAAGCAUUCGCGCUGCAAUUUUGGGACACACCCCAGAAACCUGCAAAUGCUAGUCUCAUUGUGGGCAUCAUUGGUAUGCUCGUAAACAGUAAAGGUGGUAGUGUCGAAGAGACGAGGACGUUCUCCAGGUGCUUGGUUGAACUCGGGCUUGCUAGUAAUGCGCCAACAUUCUUGAAGACGCAAGCUCUACGGUUGCUCCCGCCAAAUCUCGGCAUACCUCUCCCUUCAAUAGUCGUCACACCGUAUAUGCCAGUGCCUGGAACUAAUGACGAAGAAUGGGACCGGCUAGAACCUGCGAGUGCUUUGGAUGCACUUGUAGAGUUGGUCCUACAUGGAGAAUAUAAUGGUCUGUUUGGGGAGAGGAGAGCUAAAGAUGGUAUGGAGCUUAGAGCAGCUGCUCUUGGUGUCAUUCAGAAUUUCGUCCAAAGGGAUGAGAUUCGUGAAGCCAUUGUUCGCGCUAUGCUUCCCGCAGAUGGUUCGAAUACACCACCACCAACCACACCACUCUUACACGCACUCACAGCGCCACCGCAUUCACCCCUCGAUAUCGCCGCGGUUACAUCUACCCAUCUCUCCUGCCUUCUCUUUGCUCACCUUCUCCGAUAUGCACCACGUACAAAGACCCUCGCUCGAUCCAUCAUUCCCCAGCCUAAUUUCCCCAACACACAACCAGGUGGAGAAUUCUUCGUACCUGCAGAUGGCGGUGCCCCACCCCCUCCUCCUCCCGCACCAGAGGAAGAGGAGGAAGAACCAGAGAGUUUGCUUCAGACACUCAGCGAGCAUCUCUCGUUAGCAUUUUUGUCCAAAAAUAGGGCAGAUACGAGUGAUCAAGAAGCGAGAGAGUGGGAUCGGUUGAUUGUGGGCUAUUUAACCUUACUCAUACAAUGGUUGUAUGACGAUCCUGGGUCUGUGAGGGAUUUCUUGCAGACGGGUGGUUUGGGCAUGUUAGUGGAACCUAUCAACCAAAUGGCCGACUCCGAUCCUGUCAUCCCAGGUCUCUGUGCACUACUACUCGGUAUCUGCUAUGAAUUCAAUCGAGAACCAGGAGAGAUAACCCGAGCAACUAUACAUCCAAUUCUUACCCGUCUUGGCAUAGACACCCUCAUUGGACGUAUAACUCACCUCCGUAAUGAUGAUCGGUUCAAGGCUAUCGGUCCAGAUACUCUUGUCUUGCCAUAUCCGAAUCAAGCUUCUGCUCUGCCCGGUGUACCAGGUGGUGGUAGCGCCGCCGCCGCUGCUGCCGGGGACGUGAAAAAGGAGACGGAAGCUGAGAUCUGGUUCGACUGGGCAUUUGUAGAUUUCUGGAAGUCGAACUAUUAUACGGUUGUGAAAGGAGUCGCGGUAGAUCCGAAUGAGGCUCCGCCAACGGCCAGUACGUGUCUGCUACAAAUCUCCAUGCGGUGUGAAUCUUACAUUAUUCCAGGCCAAAAUGCGGAAACAGAGAUGCUGGUGGCGUCGUUGCGCGAGGUCAUCCAGAAGCAAUCAGAUGAGAUUCAAGACCUCAAACGACGGCUUAACGAGUUCACCGCAUCUGCUGCAGCUGUUGAUGUGAGUCUUCCCCCAUUUUCGCUCCUCUCGUUAUUGUCCCCAUGUACAUGUAUUCAUUCUACUUUUCUUUCAUAGGUUCAACGAAUAGCUCAACUCGAAGAUGACCUCAAGUCAAUGCGAGAUGCAUUUGAAGUUGCCGACGAUCGACGCAAAGACGUCGAAAAAGAGCAAGAAGACUUGUUGGUGUUAUUGGAUGAAAUGAAUCUGAAACGGAGUAGAGAUAAGCAGAGGAUGAGGGAAGCGGGCUUAGCGGUUAGUGAAGAUGAGGACGAUGGACUGGACGAUGACGAAGAAUGACGUGUGGUAGUGUAGUUGCGUUUGAAUACUUCUCAUGGACUAAUUGGAUGUAAGUACCUUAGUUCUGGAUUUCGCAUUACUAGCCGCUAAAGGGCUGAGACUUGAAAUAUCAAGGGAAACUUAACAUCAAGUACAGUAAUAAUGACGAAAGCCGAACCUAAUGUACAGAUAGGAAAAGCCUGCAGGAUGAGCAAAGUCCAUAAAUGAAACCAAAUACUACGUGUAGAGAUCACUCGAAUACACUCCCGUCCAUACGGACACCCAUGUUCUGCUUGACGUCCAUGCCCAAUAACUUCAUCUUGCCAGCCUAAAGGAGUUUGGUCAGUAUACGCCAUGAACCGACAAAGCAGAGGGCAAUCAGGGAUUUAGAUGCCCAAACGUA